Siniperca chuatsi (mandarin fish) is the source of this 1930-nucleotide messenger RNA. It is a transcript of the gene dnajc17, whose product is annotated as DnaJ (Hsp40) homolog, subfamily C, member 17. Gene Ontology annotation, biological process: spliceosomal complex disassembly. The record is from RefSeq and is a predicted model, not a curated record. Bases 147 to 1172 code for a protein of 341 amino acids. Gene Ontology annotation, molecular function: RNA binding. NCBI's taxonomy places the organism in Eukaryota, Metazoa, Chordata, Actinopteri, Centrarchiformes, Sinipercidae. The transcript is spliced from 12 exons. Gene Ontology annotation, cellular component: spliceosomal complex.
AGGUUGCAGUGCACAUUCUAGUUGAAAGGUCGACGACGUCAAACUCAUGCUGCCUGGAACUGGAACAACAACAAACAGUUAGGAUUAGCCAAACGUUUACAUUUGUUAUUUUUCUGUGUUUGUACUGUAGCUUGUUGUUAGUAGAAAUGUCCGGAAAGGCCAAGGAUAUCCUACAGAUGGACCUGUAUGGUUUACUCGGUAUUGAAAGCACUGCUACAACAAAAGAGAUCAAAAAAGCUUAUCGACAGAAAGCCUUGACAUGCCAUCCAGACAAGAACCCAGACAACCCAAAAGCAGUGGAGCUCUUCCACCAGUUGUCCCAGGCUCUUGAGGUGCUAACUGAUGCCGCUGCCAAGGCUGCCUAUGAUAAGAUCUGUGCUGCCAAGAAACAAGCAGAAGAAAGAAACAGGAAACUAGAUGACAAGAGGAAGAAAAUUAAGCUUGACUUGGAAUCCAGAGAGCGACAAGCAGAAGCUCAGAGCCAGGAGGAGGUGCAAAUCACUAGAACACUUGAAGAAGAGAUCGCCCGUUUGAGAGAGGAGGGAUCCAGGCAGCUUGAGGAGGAACAGAGGCUCAUCAGAGAGCAGAUCCAGAGAGAAAGAGAAGCACAGCAGCAGCAAACAGGAGGCUACACUCAAACAAUCUCAGGAGUGGAGCGAUGUUCCAAGAGCAAUGUGACCCCCAAAUUGAAGCUCCAGUCUGUCCUGAUGGUUAUGGUAAUCUGUGUCUCAUCACAGCCAAGCCUGCCUGUCAUGCUUUGUCUCCUGUUAAAGUGGAAGUGUAAAAAAGACAACGAGACAAAUGGAGGCUACUCUGAAGACAUUCUUUUCAGACUUCUACAAAAGUAUGGGGAUGUUUUGAAUGUGAUUGUAUCGAGUAAGAAGAAAGGAAGCGCUGUGGUUGAAUUUGCAACUGUGAGAGCAGCUGAGCUGGCAGUUAAGAAUGAAAGUGGACUGAGUGAAAACCCCUUGAAGAUUUCGUGGCUUGAAGGAAAGCCCGAGGUUAUUGCUCCAUCAUCUCAACCUGGCCAGUUCAUGUCUUCACAGGGCUCCCUGACAAAUGAGCGCGACUAUGAGAGCGUGGUGAUGAUGAGGAUGAGGCAGGCUGCUGAGCGACAGAGACUCAUAGAACAAAUGCAGAGAGACGAUGAUGGGGACGGUGCCAGGCCAUAGCACAGCAGGACCCAGCCCGGUACCAGCCUGCAACUGUUAAUGAAUGAACCUGUUUCAGGCUUUAGUUUCAUAAAGCCUCUUAAGUGUUUUGUUAUAAUUUUUUGUAUGUAAUACACUGUGGGGCAAAAUAAAUCUUUUUAAUAACUAAAAAUAUAGUUUUUUUCCCCCCAAAUCUGUUAUUUUAUCAGUGUGUUAUGUCUUUUCUUUUAAUGAGAACGUAGGAUGACUGAGAAAGGUACAGCGUAGAGAAGAAGUGAGGGCUCCUGCAGGAUUCAGUGAUAAGCUGUGUGGUCCCAGAGGUAGGAGUCUUAAUACUCAGGCUGCAGGGAUGAAUCAGUGCUGCACACUGUCUAGUGUAACCAUAUUGUAUCAAUGCAUGGAUGCCAAUGAUAUUUUGAUAACUUAUUAGUGAUCAAUAUUUUAAUUGCAGAUUGAUUGCAAUUCUGUGUGGAUACAAAAUUUACUCUGUUAACUUGACCAUUUAGUUUGCUGCAUUAAACUGAGAUUAACAGAUAUUUAAUUUAAAUUCUAUUAGAUAAUAUUUUCACAGUGUCUUAGUAGUUUUUCGGAUGAUUUGUGGGAUGUAAUUUGCAGUCAUAAAAAGAAUAAAUUGCAAUAUAUCUUAACACAAUACAAUGUAUCACAAAUAAUUCGGAAUCUCAAAAAUAUUGCAUCCCGGCUGAUGCAUCAUUAUAAUAUUGUACUAUGGUGCCAAUACACCAACCCUGAGCACUAAUAAAUAAGUUGGUCAUUCAAGA